Molecule: messenger RNA, 1080 nt
Organism: Saccoglossus kowalevskii
Lineage: Eukaryota; Metazoa; Hemichordata; Enteropneusta; Harrimaniidae
Biological process (GO): protein phosphorylation; positive regulation of kinase activity; cell surface receptor protein tyrosine kinase signaling pathway
Cellular component (GO): signaling receptor complex; plasma membrane
Molecular function (GO): ATP binding; transmembrane receptor protein tyrosine kinase activity
Source: RefSeq, a predicted model, not a curated record
GAUAUAGUUAAUUCGGAUAACAUCAUCGAUGGAGAAGCCGAUGUUAUGGUACAAGAUAUCAAAAAAUGGAUAAUCAAAGCUUCUGAACUUAAGAUUGAUAACGUGAUUGGAGAAGGUGGAUUUGGAAUUGUAUUCAGAGCUAAGUACAAGAAAGCCGAGGUCAAAGAAAUCACAGUUGCUGUCAAAACCAUGAGAGGAAAUGCUUCUUCGAUGGAGGAAAGAUCGUUGUUGUCUGAAGCCUAUAACCACAUAAGACUCGGCAUUCACAAUAACAUUGUGAAUAUACAUGGAAUAGUUGUUAAUGAUGGUCCAUUAAAGUUGGUGGUUGAAUAUGCCGAACAGGGAGAUCUUCUAGCAUAUCUACACUACUUGGAUAAACUAAACAAAGCGCAGAGGUCAUUGUUUUCGGAACGUGUUUCCCAAGAGGGAUUGUUUCUCACAGAUGUCGCAAUACACGUGGCUCAGGGAUUGGAGUUUUUACAUUCCAAGCACGUUAUCCAUCGUGACAUUGCUGCACGUAAUGUAGUUAUCUACGGUGAUGGUAUCGGUAAAAUAUGUGACCUGGGAUUAUCUAGAGAUGUAUAUCAGACUAUUUAUUGCAAAAGACCGAGUCCCUCAGAUGAAGAACGAGAUAUGCAACUUCCUAUAAGAUGGAUGGCACCGGAAACUCUAGCCGGAGACUUUGUCUACUCAAACAAAAGUGAUAUGUGGUCAUAUGGAGUAUUACUAUGGGAGAUUUCUGCACUAGGUCAGCGUCCAUACCACCAUGUGAAACCUGAACACCUUUUAUCAAUAAUACGAUACGGUAACAUAAAACUGAAAAAAUGCGCAGGAUGCCCGAUAGAAUUAUACAAUGUGAUGAAACAUUGUUGGCAGGAAGAUGUCAAAAAUAGACCAUCGGCAGGAGAAAUGGUCCUGCGGCUAAGACGUCUGAAACACCAAAAGAAGGUGCACAUAUAUUUCUGUGACCCUAUAAUACCCGUAGAUGUCCUUACUUCUGUGCCAAGACAAUCCGUGCCCAGACACAAAUACACAAAUACGAUACAAAUAAACUCGAUGGAGUUAUCAGUGUUUGAGUAA